Molecule: messenger RNA, 720 nt
Organism: Pyrgilauda ruficollis (rufous-necked snowfinch)
Lineage: Eukaryota; Metazoa; Chordata; Aves; Passeriformes; Passeridae
Product: CDK5 regulatory subunit-associated protein 3-like
Exons: 3
Biological process (GO): regulation of mitotic cell cycle; regulation of cyclin-dependent protein serine/threonine kinase activity
Cellular component (GO): endomembrane system
Source: RefSeq, a predicted model, not a curated record
GGUGACCCUGCGCUGUCCCCACAGCUGGAGCUGUUCCUGGCGCAGCGGCUGCUGGAGCUGGAGGACGAGGCGGACGUGGUGGCCAUGAGCCAGCUGCAGGCGGCCCCGGCGGCGCUGCAGGGCCAGAGCGGCGCGCGGCUGCGGGCCCGGCUGGCCACGGCGCGGGAGCUGCUGGCCCAGCUGUGCUCCCGCAGCGUGCAGCACCUCUGCAUGAUCCUCGCCUCGCCCAGGUACGUGGAGCGGGUGACAGCCCUGCUGCGGCAGCAGCUGCUGCAGGCCGAGCUGCAGCUGGCCAAGAGGGACGCGCUGGGGCAGCGGCGCCGCCAGGCCCUGGCCGAGCAGGCGGCGCUGGAGCCGCGGCUGCAGCAGCUGCAGGAGAGCACCAGGGAGCUGCAGCGGCUGAUCGAGGCUGACAUCUCCAAGCGCUACGGGGGACGGCCGGUGAACCUGAUGGGUGUCAACCUGUGACACUGGGGACAUCAGCCUGGGACACCUGGGGACAUCAGACUGGGACACCUGGGGGACAUCAGACUGUGACACUGGGGACAUCAGACUGGGACACCUGGGGACAUCAGACUGGGACCCCUAAGGGACAUCAGGCGGUGACACCCGAGGGACACGGGGGGUCCUCAGGGGGUCCUGCCCCUCCCAGCCCCCCUGCCCACCCGGGGGUGCUGCGGGGUUUGGGGGUGUCGGUGAAUAAACCCAAAUUUUGUGUCA